Pogona vitticeps (central bearded dragon) is the source of this 3000-nucleotide messenger RNA. It is a transcript of the gene BANP, whose product is annotated as BTG3 associated nuclear protein. The record is from RefSeq and is a predicted model, not a curated record. NCBI's taxonomy places the organism in Eukaryota, Metazoa, Chordata, Lepidosauria, Squamata, Agamidae. Gene Ontology annotation, biological process: protein localization to nucleus; negative regulation of protein catabolic process. Gene Ontology annotation, molecular function: DNA binding.
CCCCGGAGGGGGGGGGGCGCAGCGGCUGCCUGGCGGGCCGGAUCCAAAGGUGAAGGCGCUGCAGCCUUUGCAUGCGGAGACUGGCUUUGAGGAGGGAGCCUCUGGCCGAAGGGGCCACGGCCCACAAACGCACACGGGGGACACGAAAAGGGCGCCUUCCGUGAGGGGGACUCGCUGGACAUUAUGGCCGUUGUCGUCGGAGGAAUAACAGGCGUGGAUGGGCCCUUCGCGGGAGGAGAGGAAGAGGUGCUGUUUUUGGUGCUGCCUGGAAGACAGCCUCGGCGGAGGGGAGGCCACCCUUUCCUGCAGCCGCCCAGAAAUCUCGUGAGGGAAAUCAAGAGAGGCUUCGCGGCCAAACAAAGGCCCCGAUUUUUCCUCAGACCUUCUCGAGGCCUUUUUCCCGCUUAAAACUACGUCCAGACGUCUUGAGACUCCAUUUCCCAGCGUGCACCGCAGCUCGCCCUCUGUUUUCCCCUCCACCUCUGUUCGCACUACAACUCCCUGCAUGCAGCGGGAGGAAGGCGCCUCUGGACGAGCCGAGAGGGAAGCUGGGGCUCGUAGUCCGCACGCAGCUCCCGCUGCGAGGCGGCGGGCGCGGCUCCCCUCCUGUUGCGCUUGCGCGGCGUCUCGGGGCUGGCGAAGGCGAGCGCGGCAGUGGCGGCUGGGUGGCGCCUGCGCAGUCGCGACUCCGGAGGAUCUCUCGCGAGGAAGGACGCCAUUAUCGCAGCCGCCCGGCCAAACACCACGAGAAUUCGGCGAGACAAACGAAUCAGAACUGCAUGAACUAAGGGAUCUCCUUCGAUUCAGCUCUGCUGCCUGUUUCUGAAUGAUGACAGAGCAGGAUUUAGCAGAUGUGGUUCAGAUUGCUGUUGAGGACUUGAACCCAGAUCAUCCAGCUGUUUUGGAAAACCAUGAAGUGAACGAUGAAGACAUAGAUCCACCUUUAAAACGGCAACGGAUAGAAAUUAAUUGCCAGGAUCCCUCGAUUAAGUCAUUCCUGUAUUCCAUCAACCAGACAAUCUGUCUGCGGUUGGAUAGCAUUGAAGCCAAGCUUCUUGCUCUUGAUGCCACUUGCAAAUCGCUGGAAGAGAAGUUGGACCUGGUAAUGAACAAGCAGCACAGCCCCAUCCAGGUCCCGAUGGUGGCCGGCUCACCCCUCGGUGCAACCCAGACCUGCAACAAAGUGAGAUGUGUCGUCCCUCAGACCACAGUAAUACUCAACAAUGACCGUCAGAACUCCAUUGUAGCCAAGAUGGUAGGACAGGAAGAGCCAUUGAACAGAGCAGCAGAUUCACUGGAAAAUAUCCUGAGCAACGCUGUCCCCGGGAGAAGGCAGAACACCAUUGUGGUGAAAGUCCCGGGGCAUGAAGACAGUCACAACGAAGACGGGGAGAGCGGCUCCGAAGCCAGUGACUCCGUUUCCAACAGCGGCCAGUUGGGGAACCAGAAUAUCGGGAGCAACGUGACCCUCAUCACCCUGAAUUCUGAAGAGGAUUAUCCCAGUGGGACUUGGCUUGGAGAUGAAAACAACCCCGAGAUGCGUGUGCGAUGCCCUAUCACGCCGGCCGACAUGCUUCACAUCAGCACCAACUGCCGGACAGCCGAGAAGAUGGCGCUGACGCUGCUCGAUUACCUCUUCCACCGGGAAGUCCAGGCCAUCUCCAACCUCUCAGGGCAGGGGAAGCAUGGAAAGAAACAGCUAGAUCCUCUCAUGAUUUACGGCAUCCGUUGCCACCUUUUUUAUAAGUUUGGGAUCACCGAGUCUGAUUGGUACCGGAUCAAGCAGAGCAUAGACUCCAAGUGCCGGACGGCCUGGCGACGGAAGCAGCGGGGCCAGAGCCUGGCGGUGAAAAGCUUCUCCAGAAGGACGCCUUCCUCCUCCUCCUCUUACAGCGGCUCAGAGAGUACGCAGAGCACGACGUCGGCCCCCAGCGACCUGCAGGCUGGCCAGCCGCAAGCCCUCCACUACGCUUUGGCCAACGCCCAGCAGGUCCAGAUCCACCAGAUCGGAGAAGACGGGCAGGUCCAAGUGGGUCACCUCCAUAUCGCGCAGGUCCCACAAGGGGAGCAGGUCCAGAUCACGCAAGACAGCGAGGGCAACUUGCAGAUCCACCAGGUCCACGUGGGACAAGACGGGCAGGUUCUCCAGGGGGCUCAGCUGAUUGCCGUGGCCUCUUCCGAUCCAGCAGCUGGGGGUGUUGACGGAUCCCCGCUCCAAGGGAGCGAUAUUCAGGUCCAGUAUGUCCAGCUGGCGCCGGUGACGGACCAUGCGGCUGCGAAUCAGAACGCAGACUCACUGCAGACGGCCAUCCAGCCAGAAAUGCAAAUAGACCAUGGAGCCAUUCAGAUCCAGUGAACCGUGCCAGCGGAGCAGCAGCCGCAGCAGCCGCAGCAGCAGCUUGGCAUCCAAGUGCCGCCUUGGGCAGCAGCUCGAGAUUCACACCGGGGAGCGAGGCCGUUGCUUCACAGCCUGGAGGAGGUUCUCCUGGACAUACCAGUGUGACCCAGUUCCACUGGCCUGAUGGUUUGGACCCCCUGCAAACAGACCCUCAGCUGCAGGCGGUUCUCACCCUCCGGCGCACAGCUAGAGGGAGAGCCUGCCUGUUCUAUGCCGUGUAGAAGGAUCCCCAAAAGAGAUGCUUUGGCCACACCUGGGGCGGGUGGGAAUCUAACCUCCCAAGAGGGGGGAGGGCUAGUCAACUUAUCUAAGUACGUUUCAUCUCUUCCGUGGCUCAUCUUUCAAUGUCUAUAGACAUCCUGUCAGACAUCAGCCCAUCUUACUGUGCAAACUUUGCCAUGCAGGAAAAAAAAAAUCAAGAGUGCAAAUAUAUUUUGCUGUUGGAAGAAGAAAAAUUUUAGUUUGCUAUGUUUAUAAUAAAGAGAGAGAGAGAGAGAGAAAGAAAGAUAUAUUUAAGGAAAGUGGGGGGGGGAGAUUGGGGGGAAGUCCCAUUAUCAGAAACAUUAGCUUUUUGUUGCUGUUUUUUGUGACAUAAUUAUCAA